UCUUUCCUCUUUCUCUACCUUCUUGUACGCUCAAACUUCCCCUCUCUCCUUCUGGUCUUCUUCCUCUCGCCUCUUGGCUUUCUUUUCUUCUUCCUUUUUUAAUUAAUUCAUUAAAUGGAAUGGAAUUGGAGUCUAUUGAAGGGAGCAUUCCACAUGGUAUAUGAAGCAAACAUUUCAAGGGUGCGCCAUCCAUCUCCAUUAUCAAUUUCAAAGGUGGGUCUUCAAUUCAAACCCUAGUUUUUAAUAUUUACAUCUGUUUUUGGAAUUAUGAAUAUACCGCUUUUCCGUUCGGAUUUGCAAAUUCCCAUCCCAAUUAAUAGCUCUUAGUGCUUUAAUUUUAAGCAAAAAUGAUAAUUCGAAUCUUGCUCUAAACUUAUCCCAGUUUAUAGCUCCCAAUUUGAUUACAUUUUAGAUUAUCUAAUCUAAAUUAAGUUUUUCUUGGUCCGAAAGUUUUGCAGAAAUGGUAAGCGACCAAACAAGUCUAAAAUAUGGAAACCUAAAGGAAUUUCUGGGUUUUUAGAUGAAAAAUUAUGAAAAUGAUAUGUGUUGAAGGGGGGUUGUGGGGGUGAAGACAUUGACCAGUUGAAAGGUGGAGGUAGUGAUUGUUAGGUUGCUUAAAAGAGUGAAUUAUUUAAGUUAAGUAUAAAAAGAAGGUUCUCUAGUCUUGCAUUUGAAGAAAAAUAGAAUCUGAAAUUCAUUAAACACCAAGUUGCUUACAUUUUCUGAUUAACCAAAAUUUCCAUACAAUCAAAAGAUAUUGAAAAUAACAAUUGUAUAUAAUUAACUGAUUUAUCUCAUCACCGGUUUACUGGAAAAAGUCACAUUGUUUUUGAAGUUUUGUGAUUUGUAUGGAACUUCUUAUAUUUUCAUUAAACUCUCCACUAACACAUGUGUAUUACACAAGAGUUUCUGAAGAGAAUAAGCAUCCAGUAAGUAGAACAACCCUUUCAAUUUCCCCCUUUUGUUACUAUUUGCCUCUUUUCAGUAAAUUUUUUUUUAUUAGAGAAAAUGAUGUGCGCCAAAUGGCAUUUCAGAUCCGCCAUGGCAGUCUAGCCAAUUUCCAAUCAGGAAUUCUUCCUCUGAAAUCAUCUUUGCUGAACUAUGCAUGCCUUAGAUGUCUUUGCGGACAGGGAAAUAUCUAUGCUAGACAAAUAAACUAAUCCAUUAGUUCUAUAAUUUUUUUUAUUUCUUAAAAAAUAGAUACGUAGUUUUUUAAGCCAAAUUUCAACCAAUUAUCUUAAUACAUGAACCCAAAAUGAGAGUUGUGGGAUAAUGUGUAAGAAAGAGGCUAAGAGUAUUCUCCCAUACCAUGAAGUAUAAAUUUGCAAGUCACACAACAAUACAUAUUGUUGUGGAAAGUCUCAUUGGCUGUUUGAAAUAUUUGAUUCUUUUCUUAUUCCACAAAAAAUGAAGCUUUUUUUAUAUGUCUUUCCAUCAACUUGGUAAUAGUUUGAUUGCACAUAUGGAUCAAUAUAUGUACCAGUGUAAAUUUGACGCUUUCUGGUUUAUAACAAAGUGGUGCAGGUGUGGGAGCUUUAAGAAACAGGUUCCUUGUUACCAAAAUAUAACCUGUGAGAGGAAGUGCUUGAAACUUCUGGAUUGCGAAUGACAUGCCUGCAAGCGUCGCUGCUGCGAUGGAGAGUGCCUACCUUGUUCUGAGGUCUGUGAUAGGAGGCUUCAGUGUAGAGACCAUAAGUGCCCUGCUCCAUGUCACAGGUUCUCUCUUUCUUUUUUCCCCUUUGUCAUCUUUGUAGAAAUGCUUGGGUGGCAAAUUUUGAUACUUCUAGUUCAGAUUCUGAAGAAUCAGAUUCAGAACAAGACUUUGAUAUUCAGAAUACUAAUAAGGUGAUGUUGCUUCUUCAACUGAACACUAAGUGAUGAUAUUUGAUAUUCUUCAAUCAAAAGCAUCACAACUGGGUAUGAUUCAGAACUUAUCGAAGAGCUGUCAGCACAUAUUCGCCAGAGGCUGUUACUUCCGAGUGGAAAAUGCUAUUGAAUCAUCAAGAAAGGUUCUGAUUUUUAUAGGACAUUUGGACUACUGUACCAUGAAUGCCUCUAGCAUACAAGAUUAUACUUUAGAAGUGCCAGGCUUAGAAUGUGAAGUGGAGAUCAAAAUGAAAUGAAUUCACACUAUAAUUGAUAGUUUUUAGACAAUGUAGUUAGUUUUUGGAAUUACGUAUUAUUUAACAAUUUUGAAUAAUAUAUUUAAAAAGUGCAUUUGUAUUUCUGCAUUGUUCUUGUAGUAUAAUUUGAGUAUUAUAUAAUGUAAUUUGAUUAAUCACUAUUGUAACAUCAAUCUAAUAAAAUUAUGAGGUGAUUGUAGAGCGCCCAAGUUAU
Cuscuta epithymum is the source of this 2337-nucleotide messenger RNA. The record is from the annotation of a GenBank genome assembly. Lineage: Eukaryota; Viridiplantae; Streptophyta; Magnoliopsida; Solanales; Convolvulaceae.